Messenger RNA from Asparagus officinalis (garden asparagus), 1890 nucleotides. RefSeq names its product protein PIN-LIKES 2-like. Lineage: Eukaryota; Viridiplantae; Streptophyta; Magnoliopsida; Asparagales; Asparagaceae. The coding region runs from base 300 to 1685 and encodes 461 amino acids. Gene Ontology annotation, biological process: endoplasmic reticulum to cytosol auxin transport. The transcript has a single exon. The record is from RefSeq and is a predicted model, not a curated record. Gene Ontology annotation, cellular component: membrane.
UCUCACACAUGUGGUGAAGAGGCAAACUACGUAUCCCCUUGAUUCUCUCUCUCUCUCUCUCUCUCUCUCGAAAUCUUUGCAGAGGCUUUGGAUCUCUCUUCCUCUCUCUAGAUCUUGGGUAAGUUCUCCAGCCUCAGUUUCCUAAUUUGCUCAUUAGCUAUAGAUUCUCAGAAUCCCAUCAAUUUUGAUUUCCCGGAUUGUACAAUCUCAUUUCCAACCAUACCCAUAUCAAAUUUCUUGUACUAUCUACUUCAAUGGUUAGUAUUUUGAUCAAUAGUUGAUAGAACAUAGAGACCCAUAUGAAAUUUUCACCAAGAAACCCAUCGAUGGAUUCAAACGUGAGAUCUGAGAGUGAGAACCUUCUAUCUGCUGUUGUCCCCUUGAUGAAGCUUUUGACCUUAACCUUAAUUGGCCUCAUCCUUGCCCACCCAAAAACCCAACUUGUCCCUAGAGCUACAUUCAAGCUCUUGUCGAAGCUCGUCUUCGCCCUUUUCCUCCCAUGUCUCAUCUUUGUCCACUUGGGUGAGUCCAUUACUUUGGAUGAGAUCCUUCUAUGGUGGUUUGUACCCUUCAAUGUCAUCAUAAGCACCCUUGUCGGAUGCAUCUUGGGCUACAUUGUUGCCCUAAUUUGCCGCCCGCCGCCCCAGUUCUUUAGAUUUACUAUAAUCAUGACUGGAUUUGGAAACACGGGUAACCUCUCGAUUGCUAUAAUUAGUUCGGUGUGUGAUAGCAAAGGAAACCCCUUUGGUCAUGAUUGUCGCCGUACUGGAAUCGCCUAUGUUUCAUUUGCUCAGUGGGUUGCGGUAAUUCUGGUAUAUACUUUGGUUUAUCAUAUGAUGGAGCCUCCAAUGGAGUACUAUGAGAUAGUAUCGGAGAACAAUGAGAUUGAAGAGGUCCCGAUUAGUAGUACUACAAACAUCAGCAGACCUCUUCUUCAUGAAGGAGAAUGGCCGGGGAUGCAUGAUAAAGAAACCGAGCAUUCAAAGACACCAUUUAUCGCUAGAGUGUUCAUGAGCAUUUCAGGAUCGUCUCAGGCUAGUUUCCCCGAUCUUGAUUUGACUGAGACAGGGAAUACAAGCAAUGCCAAUGCCGGAACUAGUAGCCCUAAGUCUAUCAGAUGCUUGGCCGAACCAAAAAUGGUCAGAAGGAUGAGAAUCGUGGCAGAGCAAACUCCAAUCCAGCAUAUUCUUCAACCUCCCACUAUUGCUUCGUUGUUAGCUAUUAUUAUUGGGCUUGUUCCAUUACUGAAGAGUUUCUUCUUCGGGACCGAUGCACCGUUAUCUUUCAUAACUGAUAGUUUGGAGAUUUUGGCUGGAGCAGUGGUUCCAUCAGUGAUGUUGAUUCUUGGCGGUAUUCUUGCGGAGGGGCCUAAUGAUUCUUCUCUUGGGCUUCGUACAACUAUUGGGAUUACGGUGGCUAGGCUUCUUGUGCUUCCUCUGAUUGGGAUUGGGGUUGUGGCUUUGGCCGAUAAGAUGAAUAUUUUGGUGCAAGGUGAUGAGAUGUAUCAGUUUGUGCUCUUGUUGCAGUAUACAACGCCGAGUGCAAUAUUGCUAGGGGCUAUUGCGAGCUUGAGGGGCUAUGCGGUGAAGGAGGCUUCAGCGCUUUUGUUCUGGCAGCAUGUUUUUGCUGUGGCUUCUCUUUCGGUUUAUAUCGUAGUCUACUUCAGGUUGCUUUCCUAUGUUUGAGGUUCGCAUUUCCUAAGCUUUAUUUUGUUUGUUUGUUGAAUGUUUGUUUAGUAAAUAGUGGUGAAUAGACUGUACUAUAUGUUUGUUUGUUUGUUUAUGGCAAUUAGGGUUUGGUUGGAUAUACACCUUUGUCUCAGAACAGUCAUCUGUCCUCAUUGAAAUUUUUCAGAUUUGCUAUUUGAUUACAGUUGCAUUCAUUUCUACA